Molecule: messenger RNA, 1435 nt
Organism: Ooceraea biroi (clonal raider ant)
Lineage: Eukaryota; Metazoa; Arthropoda; Insecta; Hymenoptera; Formicidae
Product: alpha- and gamma-adaptin-binding protein p34
Source: RefSeq, a predicted model, not a curated record
CAACCAAAAUGUUUGCUGGGUCUGAUUCCAGUGUCUGUUUCAGACGAUAUUUUUAUAUUGACUAGUUCUCUCGUAUAUCAGUUAUCAGUAUCGCGUGUGAUACUGUACAUGUAUGCUGUACUGAUACACACUACACGUUAGACAUUACGCAGCAUGCAUGGGGAGGGGGGAGCGCAUCCUACAGGAAACAUAACCUAGCCUAUCUUGGAGUUGUAUAUCAUUGACAUGAUUAAAGUUUCUGUUCUCGCGUAUUAAUCAACGAUUCUCGAGUACAUCUUAAUAAUCUGAAAUAAUGGAUUUACCACAAAUAUUGGUCAUCAGCACAAAGAAGGGAAAGUCUGGGGAGAUCGCUGAAAGCAUAGGUGCGAAACGUUCACCUCAGACAGACAGCGUUGUCGUGGAUUACCUGUGGGAUAUCGACAACAAAUAUUACACGUCACAGGUUUUGAUACGCACCGUAGACCUGUGCGUACCCAACAAUCUCCCAGUGGAAGGAGUCAACGCACUGAUCGUCUACCAUGACCUAGACACCCCAGAUGACCCAGAGAGCGUUGAUCGAGAGCUAAAACAUUUGGCAUCCAUAUUACCUGCAUUAACAACCGCCGAAAUACUAUUAUUUUGCUGCGGCGCAAUAUCUGACGAAUAUCUUGUGCGAGAGAAAUUGGUGAAUUGGUGUCUAUGUAACAAAUUUGAGCUAGUUGAAUUGCAACAAACGGGAGACUCGGAGUCUGACACAGAGGGUAACAAAUACGGCAUCGAACGGAUCGUAGAAGCUUUACAUGCUCACAUAUGGCCCAAUAUAGUACUCAAAGACAAACCAGGCACGGAAGAGACAUCAAAACUAGAUGAAAUUGAAGAACAAUUUGAAAAUAUUCGACUAACGCGCGAUCCUGCCGAGCGGCUGCAGAUGCAACACAUGCUUGAUGGCAUCAUGGGUGACGAAAAUGCAGAUUUUGGGGAACUGUUUGGUCAAUUGAUGGCCAUGAAGGAACACGCGGCAUCUCUGCCGACAAACGCAAGACGCAGAGUGGCGGAGCAAGUGGUCACUGCCUUUUGGAAAGCCAUAGGCGGUGAUCACCUGGAGAUUGAUGAUUAAAUUUAAGAUAAGAGCGUAUCAUUUAUAAUAAUUGUAUAUUAUAUAAUUCUUUGAAAUGCACUCUCUAAAAAUAAUAAGAUGCAAUAAAUCAUAAGCAAGAAAAGGAUGCAUCUCUGUUAGAAAAAUAUGAUGGAAAGGAAAACAUUUUAGGAGAUGUCUCAUAUAGUUUAAUUGUACUGUGUACUAUGUGUAACAAUCUCAGAUGUAUCAUUAAAAUAGGUAUUUGUGUAGUCAUGGAAGAUUCGUGUAAACAUAAUCUCAUAAUUAUGCAUAAAUAAACAUUAAAUUAUGUAGCAUUGUGAUUUCUCCCCAAUAAAAUAACGUAUGAGAAAAAUAAAA